Molecule: messenger RNA, 1038 nt
Organism: Arachis duranensis
Lineage: Eukaryota; Viridiplantae; Streptophyta; Magnoliopsida; Fabales; Fabaceae
Product: protein FAR1-RELATED SEQUENCE 5-like
Exons: 1
Coding region: 1-1038 (345 amino acids)
Biological process (GO): regulation of DNA-templated transcription
Molecular function (GO): zinc ion binding
Source: RefSeq, a predicted model, not a curated record
AUGUGCGAUCUAUUUUGGAGUGAUGGGCGAAGCCAGGAGGAUUAUCAGGUAUUCGGAGAUGUACUAGCAUUCGAUGCAACCUAUGGGUGGAACAAGUACAAUCUCCCAGUUAUUGUUUUUUCUGGGGUUAAUCAUUACAACCAGACCUGUGUGUAUGCAACUGCGAUGGUAUCAUGCGAAUCAAUAGCAUCGUAUGUAUGGGUUUUAAGAAAGUUACUGGAAUGCAUGGGGGGUAAAGCACCGACAGUGGUGAUAACUGAUGGCGAUCGAUCAGUGCGUGUAGCUAUUCAGGAAGUAUUUCCCAAUGCUCACCACCGCUUAUGCACUUGGCACCUCCUGAAGAAUGCGACGGUUAAUGUAUGUAAACCCCGGUUCACAUUGUUGUUUAGACAUUGCAUGCUUGCCGAUAUUCAGGUUCCGGAGUUUGAACUGCUUUGGGAUGCCAUGCUGGAGGAGUGUGGGGUUAGGGAGUUAGAGUGGGUUAAGGACAUAUACGAGAAGAAAUCUUCCUGGGCAACUGCUUAUAUACGGGGUCGGUUUUAUGCUGGGCUCUGCACAACAUCUUGGUGUGAGUCGUUGCACGCAAAGUUAGGGAGGUUUGUGGAAAGGCGGUACUAUAUACUUGAGUUUGUAACCAAUUUUCAAAGAUGUGUGGACUUCCUGAGGGACAAUGAAGAAGAGCUUGACUUCCAAUCAUCGUACGGGACACCGAUCCUUCAAACCCAGUUUCUGAAGUUAGAAAAGUCAGGGGCAGUAAACUUCACACAGGAAAUUUUCUCAAGAUAUCGUGAGUCGCUUAAAAAGUGUGUUCGGGUCACUAUAUUAGAGUGCAUUCAAGGUGAAGAUAGGUGUGUGUAUGUGACACAAAAGUAUAGAAGACCUAAUUCACGGUGGACUAUGGUACAUAUGAGAAGGAAAGAGGAGUUUGUUUGCAGUUGCGUGAGGAUGGAGUCAUUCGGUUUGCCAUGUGUUCACAUACUAGCAGUUUUGGUAAGGUUAGAUUUUGUUUCCCUGCCUAAGAAUCUGGUGUUGCCGUAG